Penicillium verhagenii is the source of this 1533-nucleotide messenger RNA. Its product is annotated as flavin-containing monooxygenase. The transcript is spliced from 3 exons. Lineage: Eukaryota; Fungi; Ascomycota; Eurotiomycetes; Eurotiales; Aspergillaceae. The record is from RefSeq and is a predicted model, not a curated record. Gene Ontology annotation, molecular function: flavin adenine dinucleotide binding; N,N-dimethylaniline monooxygenase activity; NADP binding. The coding region runs from base 1 to 1533 and encodes 510 amino acids.
AUGCCUUCAAUCGCAAGGAUUCACAAGCGCCAUGUUUAUGGGAAAGAUGCCCAUACAUAUUACCCGGUGCUCAUUAUCGGCGCCGGGGAAUCGGGGGUAGCGAUGGGAUGCCGCCUCAAAGAAGUCCUGGGAAUAGAUCAAUUUCGAAUUUUUGAGCGGCAAUCGGGUAUUGGAGGUACUUGGUGGAUCAACCGGUAUCCUGGUGCUGCGUGUGAUGUUCCAGCGGUACUUUACUCUUUUUCCUUCUCUCCCAAGACGGACUGGUCCACACUACACCCACCCGGUGCAGAACUUGCACAGUAUUUCGCAGAUGUAUGCGAAAAAUAUCAGAUUGUCGACAAGAUCCAAUUUCACACUGAUGUGAAGGAGCUCAGAUGGGUGGAAGAAGAUGAGGAAUGGGAGGUUAUUCUUUCUCAUCUGGUUCCAGGAACAGGUGAUCUCUCUCAGCAUGAGCGUGAUCAGCUGGCUGAAAAGGAAGGCCUGCACCGUGUGUACAUCAAAACUGAAAUGGUGCGGGCUAAGAUUGUUGUGAGCGGCGUAGGAGGACUAGUUGAGCCCAAUACAUGGCCAAAGGGCAUUCCAGGCAUUGAGGAAUUCCAAGGCGAGGUCACGCAUACCGCUAGAUGGAAUAGCGAUAUCGACUUCCGGGAUAAAGAUGUCAUUGUGGUGGGCUCUGGCUGCAGUGCAGCCCAAGUCAUCCCCAGUCUGGUGAACGAAGGCAAUGUUCGCUCUAUCACACAAAUAAUGCGAACCCCUCCUUGGGUACAGCCAGAUUUAUUACCAUCCAAUGUCCUCGCUUGGUAUGAAAAGUGGAGUCCGACCUUGAUGACCAACGUCCCUGGUCUUGCACGCUUGAUGCGUAACUAUGUUUUCUGCGGCGCUGAGAGAAACUGGUUCUCUAUGUUCCCCGACACUCCCUAUAGUCAUCGGAAAAAACCAGAGAUCGAGAAGAGAUUCAUGGACAACAUGCUCUCCCUCACGCCGGAGAAAUACCAUGAGAUUCUCACUCCAAACUAUCCCCUCGGUUGCAAACGCCGCAUUAUCGACGAUUCUUGGUAUAAAAGUUUGAAUUCGCCAAUUGUUGAGCUCACAACGCAGCCGUUGAGUCAGAUACCGGCCGAUGUGAUUAUCUUGGGAAAUGGAUUUGAGACUAACAAAUGGCUACAUCCACUGAAAGUUGUUGGAAAAGAAAAGAAGGAUAUGCAAGAUUAUUGGGACGAACGUGGCGGUGCGCAAGCAUAUCUUGGAAUUGCCAUGGAUCAUUUCCCAAAUUUCUUCAUGCUCUUUGGUCCAAACACAGCUACGGGUCAUACCAGCGUGAUAUUUGCCACAGAAAAUGCCGUGAACUAUUCAUUGAAGUUCAUCAACCCCAUUUUGGAUGGUCAGAUAAGUUCAUAUGAGAUCAAGGAGUCGGCAGAGCGGGCAUGGACGAAGCAGGUGCAGAACCAACUACAGAAGACAGUCUUCCGGCGAGGUGUGUGCUCAAGUUGGUAUAGUACCGCAGACGGUUGGAACUCCAGCACUUACCCGUGA